This is a messenger RNA of Fusarium mangiferae, 1017 nucleotides long. RefSeq lists its product as uncharacterized. Gene Ontology annotation, molecular function: hydrolase activity, hydrolyzing O-glycosyl compounds. The transcript has a single exon. The coding region runs from base 1 to 1017 and encodes 338 amino acids. The record is from RefSeq and is a predicted model, not a curated record. Gene Ontology annotation, biological process: carbohydrate metabolic process. Lineage: Eukaryota; Fungi; Ascomycota; Sordariomycetes; Hypocreales; Nectriaceae.
AUGUCUGCUUCAUCGAGUCCCUGGGGGCUAAUCAUCUUCUUCGUUCUCUCAAUCUCUCUUUUCGACACUGUAUCAGCCCUACCAACAAAAACAUCGUCUCCCGUUCUUCGACCAUUCAUAUUGCCACCACCAAAGCAGCACUUGAGUCGAAGACAUAAAGGUCGCGAAAGGUCUUUCUCCCCAAGACUAGAUAUCAACUUCCCCGACCCAUGUCUUGUUCAAGACCAAGACGACCACUGGGUGUCUUUUGCAACAAGCGGUGGUGGCUACCACAUCCAGGUCGCUGUGGCAGAUGAUCUCAUGGGCGAGUGGACUCAUCUCCAGCAGGAUGCCCUCCCUGGAGAUGGAUGGACGAGUGGCAGAAAUUAUUGGGCCCCUGACGUGCGGAAGCUGGAGGAUGACUCGUACAUAAUGUACUUUUCUGGAGAACUUCCAGAAGGUGGACAUUGCAUUGGAGUUGCACGAUCCCACAACAGCACCGGUCCAUAUACAAUGGAUCCUGAACCAUUCGCCUGCCCACGUGACGAAGGCGGCGCAAUCGACCCGGCGGGUUUCUUUGACGAGUCCACAAAGAAACGAUAUGUCGUCUAUAAAGUCGACGGCAACGCUCUCAACGACGGCUCGGGAACUCCCAUCCGACUCCAAGAGGUCUCGACAAAGGACGGCUCCACACCAAUCGGCAAACCUGUGGACAUCCUGGACCGGAUCGUCUCCGAGGAUGGGCCCCUGGUUGAGGCUCCUAGUCUGGUACGGACAGAACAGGGCAAGUAUCUGCUCUUCUUCAGUAGCCACAUUUACACAGGUGAUGCCUAUGAUCUCAAGUAUGCCAUAAGUGACCGAGUCGAGGGCCCUUACAGGCGGGGGAAAGCUCCAUUUCUCAAGACACCAACUCUAGGCUUGAAAGGCCCUGGUGGAGGCACAAGUUCGGAAGAUGGACAGUUCAUGGUGUUUCAUGCGUGGUGCGGGAAGGGCAAGAGAUGCAUGUAUGCCAUUGGAUAUGGCCUUGAAUACGACUAG